Prunus mume (Japanese apricot) is the source of this 3750-nucleotide messenger RNA. The record is from RefSeq and is a predicted model, not a curated record. NCBI's taxonomy places the organism in Eukaryota, Viridiplantae, Streptophyta, Magnoliopsida, Rosales, Rosaceae.
UCCUACAGAUCAUCCCAUUGCAUAAGAAUCAUGGGUCACUGCAGUGCUAGUGCUUUCAUCCAACUUGUCUCACUAAUUAUACUGUCAGGAAUUUUAUCCCUUGAAACCAUUAAACCUGGUUUCUGCAAUGAUGAUAAUAAUGUGGGCUGCACAGAUAUAGAGAGGAAAGCCCUUCUCAAGCUCAAACAAGGCCUCACAGAUCCUUCUGACCGGCUUUCGUCUUGGGUGGGAGAAGAUUGUUGCAAAUGGAGUGGUGUAGGCUGCAACAACAUAACUGGACGUGUCGACAUGCUCGAUCUUCGCAAUCGCUAUUCAGAUGGGUUAAAUGGUUACAGAUCAAUAGAGCAUGCAUUUGGUGGUGAGAUCAACCCUUCUUUGCUUGUUUUGAAAGAUUUGGUUUACUUGGAUUUGAGCAUGAAUUACUUUGGAGGUGUCCAACUUCCAAGUUUCAUUGGAUCACUAGAGAAAUUGAAAUACCUCAAUCUCUCUGGUGCAUCUUUUGGUGGAAUCAUUCCCCACAAUAUUGGAAAUCUCUCAAGGUUGCUUUAUCUUGAUCUUGAUAAUAACUAUGGUCACCCAAUUGAGACUGACCUUCAAUGGCUUGCAACUCUUUCUUCCUUAAAGUACCUUAACUUGGGAGGAGUGAACCUUGCUAAGACUACAUCCUAUUGGCUUCCCAUUGUUAAUAUGCUUCCUUCACUUGUUGAAUUGCAUUUGCCCUCUUGCGGACUUUCCAUCCUUCCUUUCACUCUUCCUUCUAUCAAUUUCACAUCCCUUUUGGUUCUUGAUCUCUCUAUGAAUGGUUUCAACUGCCCACUACCUCCUUGGUUGUUCAAUCUCACUGAACUAGAGAUGUUGGAUUUGACAUAUAACAGUAUGACAGGAGAACUGCCUGAUUCUUUGGGAUAUCUUAAAAGCUUGAGAUACCUCAAAUUGUCAGUUAACUCAUUUCAGGGUUCAAUGCCAAAAUCGAUUGGAAAUUUAACAUCUUUGGAGGAGUUUAACCUUGGAUGGAAUCAAAUGAGUGGGAUCAUCCCAGAAAGUCUUUGGGAGCUCUCAUCGCUGGUUUCACUUCAUAUCUUUGGCAAUACAUGGGAAGGUGCCAUUACAGAAGCUCAUUUUGCGAAACUUGGAGGCCUGAGAGAUGUAUCAAUUGGAAAUGAUUCUCCAAACAUUUCCUUGGUUUUCAACAUAAGUUCUGAUUGGAUACCUCCAUUCAAAUUAAGAAGCUUGUACAUUAGAUCAUGCCAACUGGGUCCCAAAUUUCCUACAUGGCUUAGAAAUCAGACUGAGUUGACCAACGUGGUACUUCGUAAUUCUAGGAUUUCAGACACCACACCAGAUUGGUUUUGGCAGUUGGUUUUGCAAUUAGAUGUUCUAGACAUCGCUUAUAAUCAACUAAGUGGCAGGGUGCCCAAUUCAUUAAGAUUCAGCUAUGAUUCCCUUGUUGAUUUGAGUUCAAAUCGCUAUGAGGGCCCACUCCCACUCUGGUCCUCAAACAUUACCGUGCUGUAUCUUAGCGAUAAUCUAUUUUCAGGGCCAAUUCCUCAUAACAUUGGUCAAGUGAUGCCCAAUUUGAUAGAUCUAGACAUUUCUAGGAACUCUUUGAGUGGAAUUCUUGAUCUCUCUGGCAAUAAAUUCACCUCCACAAUACCUCCUUGGUUGUUCAAUCUCACUAAACUAGAGAAUUUGGAUUUCGCAUAUAACAGUCUGACAGGAAAACUGCCUGAUUCUUUGGGAUAUCUUAAAAGCUUGAGAUACCUCAAAUUGUCAGUUAACUCAUUUCAGGGUUCAAUGCCAAAAUCGAUUGGAAAUUUAACAUCUUUGGAGGAGUUUAACCUUGGAUGGAAUCAAAUGAGUGGGAUCAUCCCAGAAAGUCUUUGGGAGCUCUCAUCGCUGGUUUCACUUCAUAUCUUUGGCAAUACAUGGGAAGGUGCCAUUACAGAAGCUCAUUUUGCGAAACUUGGAGGCCUGAGAGAUGUAUCAAUUGGAAAUGAUUCUCCAAACAUUUCCUUGGUUUUCAACAUAAGUUCUGAUUGGAUACCUCCAUUCAAAUUAAGAAGCUUGUACAUUAGAUCAUGCCAACUGGGUCCCAAAUUUCCUACAUGGCUUAGAAAUCAGACUGAGUUGACCAACGUGGUACUUCGUAAUUCUAGGAUUUCAGACACCACACCAGAUUGGUUUUGGCAGUUGGUUUUGCAAUUAGAUGUUCUAGACAUCGCUUAUAAUCAACUAAGUGGCAGGGUGCCCAAUUCAUUAAGAUUCAGCUAUGAUUCCCUUGUUGAUUUGAGUUCAAAUCGCUAUGAGGGCCCACUCCCACUCUGGUCCUCAAACAUUACCGUGCUGUAUCUUAGCGAUAAUCUAUUUUCAGGGCCAAUUCCUCAUAACAUUGGUCAAGUGAUGCCCCAUUUGACACAUCUAGACAUUUCUAGGAACUCUUUGAGUGGAAGCAUUCCCCUGUCCUUUGGUAAUUUAAGCCAAUUAACAACCAUGGUUAUCUCAAAUAACCAUUUGUCUGGUGAGAUUCCUCAUUUUUGGAACAAUAUACCAUUUUUGGUUGCUAUAGACAUGUCAAGCAACAGUCUCUCUGGUAAAAUCCCAAGAACCUUAGGCUCUCUUACUUCACUCAAAUAUUUGAUCGUCUCUAGCAACAACUUGUCAGGUGAAGUUCCUUCCUUGAAGAACUGUUCUGACAUGAGGAUUCUUGAUCUUGGUGAUAACAAGUUUUCUGGACCGAUUCCGGCUUCCAUCGGAGAAAGCAUGCCUUCUUUAAAGAUUCUAUGCUUGAGGAACAACUCAUUUACUGGAAGCAUCCCUUUAAAAUUAUGUGGCCUUUCCACUCUCCAUAUAUUGGACUUAUCACACAACAAUCUUUCUGGAAAUAUUCCCCACUGCAUAGAUAAUUUGAGUGGCUUGAAAUAUGAGGUCAAAGACAUAGGUAUAGAAGUCUACGGUUACCAGGGAAGAUUGGGGGUGGUGUCAAAAGGAAGAGUGCUUGUAUAUGACUCCAUCCUUUACCUUGUUUAUAGCAUUGAUCUCUCGGACAAUAACUUGUCAGGGGAGAUUCCUGUGGGGAUAACAAGCCUAUUAAAGUUGGGCACCUUAAAUUUGUCCAUGAAUCAUUUGACAGGAAAUAUCCCAACAAAUAUCGGAAACUUGAGGUCAAUAGAAACUCUUGAUUUAUCAGUGAACAAACUUUCAGGUUCAAUUCCACAAAGCAUGGUUUCUUUAACACUUUUGAAUCAUCUAAACUUGUCAUACAAUAACUUGUUCGGGAAAAUCCCAACGGGUAACCAGUUUCAGACCUUUGUUGACCCAUCAAUUUAUGAGGGUAAUGCCGGUCUUAGCGGGUGUCCAUUACCAAUUGGUUGCCAAGAGAAUGAAGAAACACCUCAAGUUCCGAGUGGAGAUGGAGGAGAGGAUGAUGAUGACAGUAAACUUGAAAAGCUACAGUUCAUCAUCAGCAUGGUGAUAGGUUUCUGUGCAGGAUUCUGGGGAGUUUUUGAGACUUUGGCCAUCAAGAAGUCCUGGAGAUACGCCUAUUUCCAAUUCCUUGACAAAGUGAAAUAUGGUAUCCUUGAUUUUGUCUCAGCCAUUGGUACUUAUCUGCAUAAAGGAUCAUAGAGUACAGAAGAAGUUGCAAAUGUGAAGGCAUAUAUGUAUUCAAGCAAAUAAAGCAGUAUUGUCUUUUACAAUUUUCUAAGUUGGUUGUAAUAUACAUUUGUACUUGUAUGUGUUGUGCUAGAAGCA